CUUGACAGCAACUGACGAUGGGACGCGGAAAGAAGAAUGGCACGAGCUUGGGGAAGACCCUCAUGAAGACGGGUGCGAAGCCUGUGAAGAAGGAGAUCCAGUCCAGUGCGGGUAAACACGUGGCAGUUGCCGACGGAGGUGACGCGACGGCGCAGUUGGCGUCCUACUUGGAAGGCUCGUCUCUCGACGAUUUCUUGGCCAACGCAACGUUGGCAAACCGCGAAUUUGUAGCGGAAAAGGAGCGCAUUGUCGUGCUGGAAUCCCACGGCGGCCCCACGCUCGCGACCGCGGAUCUGGCCACGCUGCCGUCGAUGGAUUUCGCGGAAAUGAAGGUGCCGCGUCGGCCCAAGUGGGACGCGACCACCACGGCCGCCGAGCUCAACUUGCACGAACGCGAAAGUUUCCUCAGCUGGCGCCGCGACAUUGCACUCUUGGAAGCAGCCGCCGAGGCGCGCGAAGUCACCCCGUUCGAAAAGAACUUGGAAGUGUGGCGUCAGUUGUGGCGCGUGAUCGAGCGCAGUGAUAUUGUCGUGCAAAUUGUGGAUGCCCGCAACCCCCUCUUUUACCGGUCCAUGGACUUGGAACGGUAUGUCAAGGAAGUGGACGAGAACAAGCAAGUGAUGCUAAUCGUCAACAAGUCGGACUUUCUGACCCCCGCCCAACGCGUGGCGUGGGCCGACUACUUUAAGGACCAAGCCGUCGACUUUGUGUUUUUCUCGGCGAAAGAAGCGCAAGAGUUGCUGGACGCAGAGUAUAAACAGGCGAACGUUGCGCUAGGAUCAUCGUCCGACGACGAAGAAGACGAAGAAGACAGUGAAGAAGAAGUGGAGGGGGGCGAAGUGGAGGAGGUCGUGGCUGUGCCAAACGCGCCCGUGGCUGCGCUCGAGCGAGAAGACUGCAAGGUGCUGACCCGCGAAGACCUGCUAGAGUACAUGGAGACCCGCGCCAAGGCCGUGUUUGCCAAGGUGGGGCUGCGAUCUGAAGACCGGGGACUGGUCAAGUUUGGGAUGGUGGGCUUCCCCAACGUCGGCAAGAGCUCGGCCAUUAACGCCCUUCUGGGCGCAUCUAACUUUGCACACCACGCGCAGCGCGUGGCCGUGGGGGCCACUCCAGGCAAAACCAAGCACUUUCAGACGCUUGCGUUGUCGGAUACGAUCAUGCUGUGUGAUUGCCCUGGGCUGGUCUUUCCGAGCUUUGUCAACUCUAAGGCGGAGAUGCUUUGCUGCGGCGUCCUGCCCAUCGCCCAACUCCGCGACCACGUUCCGCCGUGUGAACUCGUGGCCCGCCGCAUCCCCCGCGUGGUGUUUGAAAAAACGUAUGGCAUCAAAGUACCCGUGCCCAACACGGGCAAAUACAACGACCCUGUCAACGUAUACUCGGUGUUGGAAGUGUAUGCCCGCGCCCGCGGGUUCACCACUACCGGCAAGAGUGGACCUGACACGUCGCGGGCGGCGCGCGUGCUCCUUCGCGACUACGUGAUGGGCAAGCUGCUGUACUGCCACCCGCCGCCGACGGUUGACGUGGCGGACGCGGCGUUCAACCCGCUGGAACUGGCCAAAGAUUUCAUCGGCGGCGCCGCCGAGGUGCUGUUGGCGCACGAAGAUGAAGAAGGCAAGCCGACGGGGUUCGACCUGGCCGGGGCCGAAAGCAAGCGCGUGCUGAGUAAAAGGUGCGGACUAAAUAGAGGAUAGUAGUUGACCAGUGGCGGGUAGAUUGAAGCGGCACGGGAAGAAGGGCCGCAAAGGUCGGGAUAAAAACCCAUACGAAGACAUGGACAACGCCGCCAACGCCGUGACGGCCCACGUGUCUCGGGGCAAGAAGAUCGACAGGAGGGAGAAGGCGUUCACGCGGGUCACGCUGCCCCACCAUGUCACGUACAAUCCCACCACGGCGCAAUGAGUAAUAAGUAUCAUACCACUUCCGAUUGUGUUAUUGGACUAAUAAUUAAUAACCAAGUAACGCUAUCAUAACUGG
Molecule: messenger RNA, 1974 nt
Organism: Aphanomyces astaci
Lineage: Eukaryota; Oomycota; Saprolegniomycetes; Saprolegniales; Verrucalvaceae
Exons: 10
Coding region: 18-1691 (557 amino acids)
Cellular component (GO): cytosol
Molecular function (GO): GTP binding; GTPase activity
Source: RefSeq, a predicted model, not a curated record